Molecule: messenger RNA, 1333 nt
Organism: Thamnophis elegans (Western terrestrial garter snake)
Lineage: Eukaryota; Metazoa; Chordata; Lepidosauria; Squamata; Natricidae
Gene: PAQR3
Product: progestin and adipoQ receptor family member 3
Exons: 8
Coding region: 302-1222 (306 amino acids)
Cellular component (GO): membrane
Molecular function (GO): signaling receptor activity
Source: RefSeq, a predicted model, not a curated record
CAUCAUCCGAGCGGGCCUAGGCGACCGGCGGCGUGAGGGAGCGACGCAAUGGCCGCUUAGGGGCGUUGGAGGCGGAGGUGGCUGUUUUUUUUUCUGGGCGAGGAGGAAGAGGAGGAGGAGAAAGGCAGAAAGGAGCCUCUUUUGCCGCCAGGAUGCUCGAAGGGCUGAGGCGGCUUCAGCUGCUCAGGUGGCGGCGGCAGCAGCAGCAACGACCGGGAUAACUUAUAACAAGAAGUCCAAAACCUUGUGUAUUGCUACAUGUUUACUCUUGCCUUGGUUGAUGACUUGAAACACUACUAAAAUGCACCAGAAACUUUUGAAGAGCUCUCAUUACAUUGAGCUGGGAAGUUAUCAGUAUUGGCCUAUUCUCGUUCCUCGAGGAAUUCGUUUAUACACCUAUGAGCAGAUUCCUGUGUUCCUUAAGGAUAAUCCUUACAUCACUGACGGCUACAGAGCAUACCUGCCUUCUAGGCUGUGUUUAAAAAGUCUCUUCGUUUUGUCCAAUGAGACAAUCAAUAUCUGGAGUCAUUUGCUGGGCUUCUUUCUCUUCUUCACUUUGGGCAUAUACGAUAUGACUUCUGUGUUGCCUUCCGCGAAAGCUUCUAGAGAAGAUUUUGUUAUUUGUUCUAUUUGUCUUUUUUGCUUUCAGGUCUGUAUGCUUUGCUCGGUUGGGUAUCACCUCUUCUGCUGUCAUCGCUCAGAAAAGACCAGUCGAAGAUGGAUGGCAUUGGAUUAUGCAGGAAUUUCGAUCGGGAUCCUAGGCUGCUAUGUGUCAGGAGUUUUUUAUGCAUUUUACUGUAGUAAUUACUGGCGUCAAGUAUACUUGAUCACGGUGCUUGCUAUGAUCUUGGCAGUAUUCUUCGCUCAGAUUCACCCCAAUUACCUCACUCAGCAAUGGCAUCGACUCCGCUUGGCCAUCUUCUGCUCUGUGUCAGGCUACGGAAUUAUUCCCACCAUCCACUGGAUUUGGCUUAAUGGAGGCAUCACAGCAUCUAUUGUACAGGAAUUCGCUCCCCGGGUGAUUGUGAUGUACUUAAUAGCCGUCACAGCAUUUCUCUUCUAUAUUUCUAAAGUUCCAGAAAGGUAUUUUCCAGGACAGCUAAACUACCUCGGUUCCAGCCACCAAUUCUGGCACAUUCUUGCUGUGGUGAUGUUAUAUUGGUGGCACCAAUCAACCAUGUACAUCAUGCAGUACAGACACAGCAAGCCUUGCCUGGAUUAGAGUCAUGCACCAAAGUGCAUCAAGAAUCCUUGUGCCGAAGUUUGGACACCAAAUGUUUGCAUUUCAUGCCGAUUUCAGGAGCAACAGCCUGAAGUUCUCGUUGGAUCCUCU